AUGGCCCAGCAGCCUUUGCCCACGUCGGCGCAGCCAACCGACAUUUACGGCGGAGAUGAGGUCUCUGCCCUUGUUCUCGACCCCGGCUACUGCAACACGCGCGCAGGUUUUGCCGGCGAAGAUGUCCCCAAAUCAAUCCUGCCGUCCUUCUACGGCCACAUCACCAACGACCCCCCGCGAGACCUGUUUGGCGAUGAGUGCAUCAUCCCUCGCGACGACUUCGAGGUCCGCAACUACAUGAACAAGGACAGCGUCGUGGAGGAUUGGGAUGUCGCCGCCAAGAUGUGGGAAUUUAUGCUGGUCAAGCGCCUGCAGCCCGAGAGACAGACACCCCCGUCCAAGAAUGGGCUGAAUGACGAUGUGAAAGACCAGGACGGCGAGGGCGAUGUCGCGAUGGAGGAGAUUGAGGGCCAGGAAAAGCCUCUGGAGGAAUUCCCAUUGCUGAUGACGGAAGCUCCCUGGAACUCGCCCAAGGCGCGUGAAAAGGCCAUUGAGCUUAGCAUGGAGAGCUGGGGGACCCCGGCCUUUUGGUUGAGCCGGACGCCUGUUCUGUCCGCCUUCGCUGCUGGCAAAGCGACUGCGCUUGUCAUCGAUAUCGGCGGCGCAAACACCUCCGUCACAGCUAUCCACGACGGCAUGGUUCUCAAGCGAUCUAUCCAGCGAUCACCCGCGGGUGGGCUGUGGUUGUCUUCGCAGAUCCGCAACAUGUGGGAAACCUCUGAACCCAAGGUCGACUUGAUCCCGACAUUCAUGGUUGAGAAUAAGACUCCCGUGGAUGCCCUCGCUCCCGCCCAGGCACGACUACGCGAAUUCCCAUACAAGAUUCAUGACUCCUUCCGAGCAUUCGAAGAGGAGCGGCUGCUGACCGAGUUCAAAGAGUCCGUCGUCGAGGUUUGGCGUGGUCCGGGACGGUAUGGCGCCGCUGGGAAUGAGGAGUACAUCAAGUCACAGCCUGGCCGCGUAUUUGAGAUGCCCGAUGGCUACAACCAGAUGUGGCGCGAGCAGCGGUUCAAGGUGGCCGAGGGAAUGUGGGACGAGAACGCCGGAUACCCCGUUCCCGAGGCGGAGCGUCUCACCAAGGCUCAGACCAUUCCUGAGCUUAUCCGCUCUGCUCUCAACGCCAUCGAUGUUGACCUUCGGGGCAACCUACUCGCCAACGUUGUCGUUACUGGCAGCACAAGCUUGAUCAAUGGCUUCAACGACCGACUCAACAACGAGCUGACGGCCAUGUAUCCCGGAUUGAAGAUCAAGAUUCACGCGGCCGGCUUGUCGAGUGAGCGAAGGUUCGGUGCCUGGAUCGGCGGUAGCAUUCUGGCCAGUCUGGGUACUUUCCACCAAAUGUGGAUAUCCAAGAAGGAGUAUGAGGAAAACGGACCGGGCAUUGUUGAGAAACGAUGCAAAUAG
Trichoderma aggressivum f. europaeum is the source of this 1404-nucleotide messenger RNA. RefSeq lists its product as uncharacterized. Gene Ontology annotation, cellular component: NuA4 histone acetyltransferase complex; SWI/SNF complex. The coding region runs from base 1 to 1404 and encodes 467 amino acids. Lineage: Eukaryota; Fungi; Ascomycota; Sordariomycetes; Hypocreales; Hypocreaceae. Gene Ontology annotation, biological process: chromatin remodeling; regulation of transcription by RNA polymerase II. The record is from RefSeq and is a predicted model, not a curated record. Gene Ontology annotation, molecular function: chromatin binding. The transcript is spliced from 2 exons.